Messenger RNA from Zea mays, 989 nucleotides. Its product is annotated as Protein CHAPERONE-LIKE PROTEIN OF POR1 chloroplastic. The record is from RefSeq and is marked validated. Gene Ontology annotation, cellular component: chloroplast membrane. Lineage: Eukaryota; Viridiplantae; Streptophyta; Magnoliopsida; Poales; Poaceae.
GCUCCCUAUCCAAUCUUCUCCUCCCUCCCUUCCCCGCGUCGCGGCAAGACGACCUCGCCGCUCCCUGCCUCCCUCUCCCCGCCGCAGGUGCUGGAGAUGCAGGCGACUGCCGCCUCCUUCCUCGCCCGCCCACUCCCGCGGCUUCGCCGCAUUGGCAGCUGGGGAGCGGAUGCGGCGGUGGUGCGUGAGGGCGUUAUCGCGCUCCCUCUGCGGCUGCGGGGGCCGCGGUGCUCCAUUAGCCUCUCCAUCGGCGCCGGCGCCGGCGCUGGCGCCGAAGCUGACCACGAGUUCAGCUACGAGCAUGUUCCGGUGUUCCCUAGAUACCGAAUACGAGAUCCCUACAAGCUUCUUGGUGUUGAUCGUGACGCAUCUGAAGAAGAGAUCCGAGGUGCGAGGAAUUUCCUUAUUCAACAGUAUGCUGGGCAUGAACCGAGUGAAGAAGCUAUUGAAGGUGCUUAUGAGAAGAUAAUUAUGAAGAGCUACCAGCAGCGGAAGAAGACAAAAAUUAACUUGAAAACCAAGUUAAAGAAGAGAGUAGAGGAAUCCCCUUCAUGGGUCAAAGCACUUCUUGGUUGCUUUGAGGUGCCAUCGAUGGAUAUUAUCUCCAGAAGAUUGUUUUUCUUUGCUUUCAUUGCUGGAUGGAGCAUAGCAACUUCUGCAGAGAAUGGACCUGCGUUUCAGCUCGCGAUAUCGCUAUUCUCAUGCAUAUAUUUCCUCAACGAAAAGAUGAAGAACCUUCUAAGGGCAUCAACCACUGGGUUUGGAAUACUUGUUGGCGGUUGGAUCAUUGGUUCUCUACUGGUUCCACUGGUCCCAACAUUCAUCAUCCCACCUUCAUGGUCUCUAGAGCUACUUACCUCACUAGUUGCUUACAUUUUCUUGUUUCUGGGAUCCACUUUCCUGAAAUGAAUCUGUUUCAAUCUUGUAACUGGAACUGUUGGAUCUUUUGAGAGGGAAAUUACGAUGACUGAUCUCUGGAUUUGAGUUUU